UGCCGCGGGCGUGGGGCCCGGUAAAGCCCCUCAGGAGGAGCCGGGGCGGGUCGGAGCUGCGGGGGAGCUGCCGAGAAGGUCAGCGAGACCCUGGUUUAAGAGCCUUCGGUUCCUCGGGCAGCGACGGCUUCCUGACGCGAGGUGCAGCAGUAAAUGUGUAAAAGCUUCCGAGCAGCGUGUUUGGCCUGGUGGGUGCGGGGAGCAGGAGAGGGAAGAGCCGUGAGCGCCAGCGGAGAGCCUCUGUAAUCCGUUCAACGUCCCAAGCCCCUCUUGAAGCCUCCCUCCAUCUGUUCCCCCACCUCAGCCCCGUGCUCGCACGGUCCCAGGAUGUGGUGCAGGAGGCUGGCGUGUCUCUUCAAGGUGCCGUGCCGCUGGAGUGGAAGCACUAGACAUCGCUCGCCAUGGCUGCUCCGUGACAGAAGGACCAUCCCUGCUGCUGCAGCUCACUGGCAUCACACAGCCCCAGAGUCCCUCAAGUGUGCCUGGCAGUUACACAGUGACCAUCUAGAGCUCAGAUACGCGAACACACUGAUGCGUUUCGAUUUUGUCUGGCUGCGGGACCACUGCCGCUCCGCUUCCUGCUACAAUGCCAAGACAAACCAGCGCAGCUUGGACACAGCUAGUGUGGACCUGGGAAUCAAACCCAAGGCUGUCCGAGUGGAUGAGACCACGCUCUUCCUCACGUGGCCGGACGGGCAUGUGACACGGUACGGGCUGGAGUGGCUGGUGAAGAACAGCUACGAGGGGCAGAAGCAGCAGGUCAUGCACCCACGCAUUCUCUGGAACGCAGAAAUCUACCGCCAAGCCCAGGUCCCAUCCGUUGACUGCCGGAGUUUCCUGGAGACAGAUGAGGGGCUGAAGGAGUUCCUGCGAAACUUCUUGUUAUAUGGGAUUGCUUUUGUAGAGAAUGUCACUCCCACCAAAGAGGACACAGAAAUCUUAGCAGAAAGGAUCAGCUUAAUCAGGGAGACCAUUUACGGUAGAAUGUGGUACUUUACCUCCGACUUCUCUCGGGGAGACACUGCCUACACCAAGCUGGCUCUGGAUCGUCACACCGACACAACCUACUUCCAGGAGCCCUGCGGCAUCCAAGUGUUUCACUGCCUGAAGCACGAGGGCACGGGCGGGCGGACGCUGCUGGUGGAUGGUUUCUACGCGGCAGAGCAGGUUCUCCAGCAAGCCCCUGAUCAAUUCGAGCUGCUCAGCAAGGUGCCGUUGAAGCAUGAGUAUGUUGAGAACGUGGGAGACUGUCACAACCACAUGAUCGGAGUUGGGCCGGUCCUCAAUGUCUAUCCCUGGAACAACGAGCUUUAUCUGAUCAGAUACAAUAACUAUGAUCGUGCUGUCAUCAACACCGUGCCUUACGAUGUUGUGCAUCGCUGGUACGCUGCUCAUCGCACACUCACUGCAGAGCUCAGGAGACCAGAAAAUGAACUGUGGGUCAAACUGAAGCCGGGCAAGGCACUGUUCAUAGAUAACUGGCGCGUCCUGCACGGACGGGAAGCGUUCACAGGGUACCGCCAGCUCUGUGGCUGCUACCUGACAAGAGACGAUGUGCUGAACACCGCACGCCUACUGGGACUCCAAGCUUAGCCCGGACCACCCUCCGCGGCAAGGCAGUCAGACCUCCAGCACCACCGUGCUGGUGCGUCACCACGACGAAGAUGUUGCACAUACCUCAGACACCUCCGCCCUCUCCACGCAGCUCUCGGUGCCUGCUCAGGAGAGGGAGCAGGUGGAAGCCAAAGGUUAUGGGAGCUUUACGGGACUGUGUUCUGCCUUGGAGCAUGGUCAGCUCUUGCUGUCUGCGCACCCAGCCUGGUCUUCCCAGCCAGUCAGUCUGUCUCAGCUCUGCUGAGUGAGGGUUAAUCGCACCACGGGAAGUGCUCCCAGCACCUAUUGAUGUGAAGUGCUCCUCCAGUCAAGUGCCUUCAGGAUUUCAGAUCUUUGCAUUUUUCCCCUGUUGUUUAGCCUUUUUGUCAGCUGGCAGUUCUAGUUGUUUUUUAGCAGAGCAGAAUGGAAAUCUUUGGGGUCUUGUCUCACCCCAGGCUGGAUUUUACCCCUUCUAGAGAAAAUAAAAAUCUGUGGUCCCUAUUUGAUGAAAAUGCCACUACUCAAACUGUGAGGGCUGUUGGCAUAUUUCAGUGACUUCUUUCUUCUUAAACAUAUGAUGUACCCCUAUAGCAGUCACUGAUGCAAGCUGUGCUGCUUGAGAGAUGGCCUGGAGAGAGAACCUGGUAUAGUUAGGGUAUUUCUAAAAAGGUGUAGGUUAGAAGGAAAGGGGGAAGUAGCGAGAUCUGCAUGUUGGGAAGGAGAGAUGGCUGUGUUAGAUGCAGGAUGUAGUUCUCACAUUGCCUUGACUUCCAGUAAUAUAGUGCUUGUGUUCUUUCUGCCUGUUGCACUGUGCUUGUAUCAAGGGCAAAGGCUCAGCAGCUCCGGUAUUUGCUGACAAAUUCCCGCCUGUGCCUGCUCUUUUAUCUUUUCAGAAGAAGGAAUUUGUGUUAGGUCAUCAUUAUGCUGGCUGCUGGAUGAGGCUGACUGUCUUUUUUUCACCAGGUUCUCCUGCAUCUGAAGGUAAUGAACACAGCGGUGCCCUUCAGCUCCUGGUAGCUGGGAGGAUAAAUUGGAGUCUGGCACAUUGAAGGGCCGCAGUGUAAGGAACAAAAGCAAAUCCUGUCAUUACUAGAAAGGUUGGAAUUUUAGAACCAAAGUGUAUUGGUGACAGUUUGUCCUGGCGUACGUGCCUUUCUGACACAGAACAUAGUGACUGUAGCUCUGCCUCCCAUUGCAGCUGCUGCUGCUGAGGGCUGUGGUCAUCAAACACCAGCCAGCUCCAAGCCAAGGCACUCCUCAAGGUGAUCGUGUACUCCGUUUUGGGGAAAAUUGCUCAUGGUGAAUGUAGAAGUAACACGUUUCCUCAUGGGUAUUAUUCCAAUUAAUUUCACCAUCCCAACAAUAAAACGUGGAGUGGAGAGAGCUUUGUUUAAAUCUUGGGCUUCACCUCUCCCUGCUUCCCAAAAGGGCUAAAUUCUUCCUAAGCAUUAAAACUUUAUUUGAAGGAACAGGACUUCUUGGCAGUUGCCGCCUGUCUGCUAGGGGCGUUUGUUGUGCCGUGUUACGGACCAUGUUCUGUUUGCUGUAAUGAUAGUGGAUCAGUUUUUGUAAUUGAGCUUUUUCAAUUCUUUCAGCCAAUAAAUGAUGAACUGCUUCCUUCUUCCCACUACAGUGGUGAUCCAAUGUAUGUGUUUAAGGCAUUUUCCAAAACUAAGACAUCAAGUCUUCAAAUAAAUGAUUUAUAAAGCGGUCAGCUUAACAAAAUAAAAAUUUCAAGCAAUUAUGAACUUGAAAAUAAGUCUGUAUUAUCUAUCAAAAGUGGAAUAAACGUGAGGAGCAGUA
Messenger RNA from Gavia stellata (red-throated loon), 3396 nucleotides. It is a transcript of the gene TMLHE, whose product is annotated as trimethyllysine hydroxylase, epsilon. The record is from RefSeq and is a predicted model, not a curated record. Gene Ontology annotation, biological process: carnitine biosynthetic process. The transcript is spliced from 9 exons. Gene Ontology annotation, cellular component: mitochondrion. The coding region runs from base 328 to 1593 and encodes 421 amino acids. Lineage: Eukaryota; Metazoa; Chordata; Aves; Gaviiformes; Gaviidae. Gene Ontology annotation, molecular function: iron ion binding; trimethyllysine dioxygenase activity.